AUGAACUCCAUCUGUGGUCGCCCGCAGGCCCCGACCGCCUUUUUACCGGCGCUGCGCUCCCUGGAUGACCUGACAGAGGAGGUCGUCUCGUCGGCGCUCCGCAGCCUCUAUGCGCUGUACUGCCCGCUUUCGUCGGCGCUGAGGUUUGGCGCGGUACACGAGAAGUCCAAGACUCCGCGCAGCGAGGCGCCUACGCCGCUGGUUGAUUCUGGCUACGUGUCCGGCGAUGAGGAGGACGAGGAUGGGGAGGAGACGCUAGCCGCUCUGCGCGCAGACGCGUUCGAGCGCAGCCAUGCCACGCGCUGGCUGACCGGCUUCAUCGCGCGGGCCGAAGGGCUCGCGCUCUGGAGCUCCGAGGACGCCUGCGAAAGCGCCAUCGAGCAGGCAUCGUAUGUGCUGGCCUCUUUUAGUACCGCCGUGGAAGAGGAACUGGACGAGGAGGACGCCGGCAUUAUUCGUCAGUUCUCGUUCAAGUUGGGCCCUCCAUCUGGCGACGAACCGCCUGCCGUGGUCGAGGUGCACCUGCUGGACAAGCCCAUUAGCACAGGCGCAGACCACACAGAUGUCGGGUUGCAGAGCUGGGGUGCGUCGAUCGUCUUCUCGGAUCUCCUCUGCGGCUCGCCCGAGCGGUUCGGGCUGAGGUCCCUUGGCAGCGCGCCACAUAUCCUUGAGUUGGGCGCCGGGACGGGACUUGUCGGCCUGACACUCGCCAAAUUACUUCCCAGCUUAGGCUUCCCGGGAGCCAGAGUCGUUGCCACCGACUACCAUCCCGCCGUGCUCGACAAUUUGCGCGGCAAUAUUGCAUCCAACUUCGCAGCGGAGACUUCAACGCCGAUGGAAGCCUGCCUAUUGGACUGGUCCGCUCCCUCCUUCGAGGCACCACUGGACAAGAAGGCCGACCUGAUCGUCGCCACAGAUGUCAUCUACGCCCCGGAGCACGCAACCUGGCUGCGCGACUGUGUAGCCAAGUAUCUGGGCCCCAACGGUGUCUUCUGGCUGAUGGCGACAGUCCGGCAGAACGGCAAGUUCGAAGGCAUCAGCGAUACUGUCGAAGCCGCCUUUGCCAACGUUGACGAACUGCCCCGGGACGACGGAGGGCGGGUGCUGAAGAUCAUCGGGAACGAGAGCCUGGAGAAACGACGCGGGAUUGGACGAGGGGAUGAGAGCGGGUAUAGACUAUUUAGAGUUGGCUGGGUCGCCUUAUAG
Neoarthrinium moseri is the source of this 1206-nucleotide messenger RNA. RefSeq lists its product as uncharacterized. The transcript has a single exon. The record is from RefSeq and is a predicted model, not a curated record. The coding region runs from base 1 to 1206 and encodes 401 amino acids. Lineage: Eukaryota; Fungi; Ascomycota; Sordariomycetes; Amphisphaeriales; Apiosporaceae.